GACAGCGGCCGCCUCGUCUUCGUCCACGACAAGCAGCACCACUGGAUCCACGCGAACUGCGCCAUGUGGUCGUCCGAGGUCUACGAGCUGGACCGGCGCCUCGUCCACGUCCGCGCGGCCAUCUCGCGCGCGAAGACGCUGAAGUGCACCUACUGCGGCACGAACGGCGCGACCAUGGGCUGCUGCGGCGACACGUGCAAGCGCAACUUCCACUUCCGCUGCGGGGCCUACGCGGGCGCGGUCUGCGUCGGCGGCGCGCGCGUCUUCUGCCACCAG
This is a messenger RNA of Aureococcus anophagefferens, 276 nucleotides long. RefSeq lists its product as hypothetical. Gene Ontology annotation, molecular function: histone H3K4 methyltransferase activity. Gene Ontology annotation, biological process: positive regulation of DNA-templated transcription. The record is from RefSeq and is a predicted model, not a curated record. The transcript has a single exon. The annotation marks the transcript as partial. Gene Ontology annotation, cellular component: histone methyltransferase complex. NCBI's taxonomy places the organism in Eukaryota, Pelagophyceae, Pelagomonadales, Pelagomonadaceae.